Messenger RNA from Mirounga angustirostris (Northern elephant seal), 1728 nucleotides. RefSeq names its product tumor susceptibility 101 (gene TSG101). Gene Ontology annotation, cellular component: ESCRT I complex. Gene Ontology annotation, biological process: protein transport; protein modification process; endosome to lysosome transport. Gene Ontology annotation, molecular function: ubiquitin binding. The transcript has 11 exons. The coding region runs from base 120 to 1616 and encodes 498 amino acids. The record is from RefSeq and is a predicted model, not a curated record. Lineage: Eukaryota; Metazoa; Chordata; Mammalia; Carnivora; Phocidae.
GUUAGAGGCGGGGGGGUGGGGGGCUGGUUACUAGGUGUGUGAUUGUGUGGGGCGGCCAGGGGCGGCCCCGGAGCGGCUGACCCUCUGCCUGCGGGGACGGGAGUCGCGAGGCGGCCGCCAUGGCGGUGUCGGAGAGCCAGCUCAAGAAAAUGGUGUCCAAGUACAAAUACAGAGACCUAACUGUACGUGAAACUGUCAAUGUUAUUACUUUAUACAAAGAUCUCAAACCUGUAUUGGAUUCAUAUGUUUUUAAUGAUGGCAGUUCCAGGGAACUAAUGAACCUCACUGGAACAAUUCCUGUGCCUUAUAAAGGUAAUACUUAUAAUAUUCCAAUAUGCCUGUGGCUGCUGGACACAUACCCAUAUAACCCCCCUAUCUGUUUUGUUAAGCCUACUAGUUCAAUGACUAUUAAAACAGGAAAGCAUGUUGAUGCAAAUGGGAAGAUAUAUCUUCCUUAUCUACAUGAAUGGAAACAUCCACAGUCCGACUUAUUGGGGCUUAUUCAGGUCAUGAUCGUGGUGUUUGGAGAUGAACCUCCAGUCUUCUCUCGUCCUACUAUUUCGGCGUCUUAUCCACCAUACCAGGCAACAGGGCCACCAAAUACUUCCUAUAUCCCAGGCAUGCCAAGUGGAAUCUCUGCAUAUCCAUCUGGAUAUCCUCCCAAUCCCAGUGGUUACCCAGGCUGUCCUUUCCCACCUGGUGGUCAGUAUCCUGCCACAACGAGUUCUCAGUACCCGUCCCAGCCUCCUGUGGCCACUGUCGGUCCCAGUCGGGACGGCACCAUCAGCGAGGACACCAUCCGAGCCUCUCUUAUCUCAGCGGUCAGUGACAAGCUGAGAUGGCGGAUGAAAGAGGAAAUGGAUCGUGCCCAGGCAGAGCUCAAUGCCUUGAAACGAACAGAGGAAGACCUGAAAAAAGGUCAUCAGAAACUGGAAGAGAUGGUUACCCGUUUAGAUCAAGAAGUAGCUGAGGUUGAUAAAAACAUAGAACUUUUGAGAAAGAAGGAUGAAGAACUCAGUUCUGCUCUGGAGAAAAUGGAAAAUCAGUCUGAAAACAAUGAUAUUGACGAAGUUAUCAUUCCCACAGCCCCACUAUACAAACAGAUCCUAAAUCUGUAUGCAGAGGAAAAUGCUAUUGAAGACACUAUCUUUUACCUGGGAGAGGCCUUGAGGCGGGGAGUGAUAGAUCUGGAUGUCUUCCUGAAGCCCAGCUCUCAGCUCCAGCACCGAGCUCCGGCCCAAGACCGCCGGGCGCGCUACUUCGGCCACACUCGCACGGGUGAAGGGCCAGCCGCCCCCGACCGGGAUGCGUGCGGUCUGCAAGGGGCACAGAGCCACCCUCAGGCAAAAGAAAUUCGCUCCCGCGGCGCCCACGCUCCAGCCGGUCUGCAGGACGCCAGCAGCCGAGUACAUGGCCCCCCUCUCAGGAGGCAGACGAAAAGAAGGGAGGAAAAGGGCAGAACUGUCGGAGGCUGCAAGGGGGGAAACCGUUGGCUACUGAGGCUGCGCGAGGCCCCGCCCAGCUCGUGCGGCCCUCGUGGGGUCUGCGCACACCCGGAGCAGAGGAUCGGCCAGGAGGCGGGCUCUGAGAGAAGAGGAAACAAGGAAAAAGAAUAAUGGGAAACUAAUCAUGUUCAGCGGGAGAGGACUAGAAUGAAAACUAUUCAGACUGCAAGAAUAAGAAUAUGAACUGCGACUCUCUGCCCAAGGAGCGCCCCUCCACUAGAGC